AUGGAAAGGCAGCACUGUGUCACCGUGCUCCUCUACUUUACAUACUGUCUGUCAGGUGGCAUCAGGUUAGUUGGCUCUUCGAACAACUGCGAUUGGAAAGUUGAGCUUUCCAAGUGUGGACAUAGCAGCCAUCUGAAGGAGGCCGGUGAGGUGUGCAGAGAGCUCCGAUGUGACAAAGCGGUGGAUGCAGGCGGCUCUGGUUCUCGGAGCGUGUGGCUGAAGAAGGUCCACUGCAGAGAUCAGGGGGCCCUGAGCCAAUGUGUGAAGAAUACUCCCUGCCCCCAAGGAGACGCCCAAGGGGCCAUCUCCAUGCAGCCGGCCUCAGACGUGAACUGGGGAGAAAGCCUUACAAUUCGGGGGCUUUACUCAGCCGAUUUCACAUUGGCAAAAGUGAAGUUUGAAGACGAGGGAGUUUACAAGUGCUGCUAUGAACAGAAAAUCAGUGAGUCAUGCAGAUCCAAGAAGUUCACUGUGACUGUAGAUCUCCAGGUGCCAAACAUCUCUGCAUUCUCCCCUGACCAGCAGCAGUGGUCUCAGAGCGGCGUGGAAGUCACCAGGGGUCAACGUUUUGUCAUAGACUGCUCCACUUCUGCCUGCUCCCCAGAAGGACUUUUCAUAUUGAGCUUCCCUGCCUCCAACAGUUCCAUCACUGAGCCUUCCCUCAACCACUCUGCCUCCUUCCACUUCCCUGAGUCCCAGCAGCAGCACCAGGGCAUCUACAGCUGUGUGUUCCAGAUCACUGGGGCCGGACGCACCUACACCUCCCCCACAUCGGCACCCCUCAUGGUGACAGUGAAGCAACCUCUGCUGCCUAUCAUCCUCCCCACGGUCGCUGUCAGUCUGCUACUUCUCAUCUUGAUUGGGUUUUACUUUUGUCGGAGAAGAAGACGACGUGUAGCCAAGUUUGUAACCUCAACCCCAGCUCUGAAUACCAUGACAACCGUGAACCGUUAUGAAGAGUCAGAUGAUGAAGAGGAGGAUGACUAUGUGAACGCUCCUGGAGGAAAGAACGAGGACAGCAGCGAGGAGCCGGAUUAUGUGAACAUAGGAGAGAUCAGACUGAACAGUACUUACCGGUGUGCUGGGAGAGUGGAGAUCCUCCAUAAUGAUGAAUGGGGAACAGUGUGUGACGAUGAUUGGGACGAGUCUGACGCUGAGGUGGUGUGCAGACAGUCGAGCUGUGGAUCAGCCGUACAGGCCGUAGGUCAAGCCGGUCUUGGAGAAGGCUCUGGUCAGAUCUGGCUCGAUGAUGUGGAAUGUUUCGGAAAUGAGAACUCUUUAAGUCUUUGUAGCCACAAACCAUUUGGAUCGCAUGAUUGUGGUCACGGUGAAGAUGCUGGGGUGCUGUGCUCAGAGUUCUUAAAGCAGCCUCCCCAAAUGUCCGUGUCUCCUCUGAAGCUCACAUGGGGCCAGAACGCCAGCGUCACCUGUUCCUUAGCCGGCUACUCAGGAGGAACAUUCAUCCUGAAACGCUUCAAGCAGUAUCUUUUGAUUUCAAGCUCCAAUCCAGCAAUUUUCAUCUUGCCCCAAGUGACCUUUGACAAUAAGGGGCCGUAUCACUGUGUGUACCAGAUCGAUCUCUUAGAUGAAGUCUUCCAAUCCCCUAAAAGUGACUCUGUUGUUCUCACGGUGUUCCCCCCCACCCCCAGCCUGUGUGUGUCGUCUCCUGCUGAGGGACAGUGCACCUCAGACAUCGGCCAUGUUCCUCAAGGGGGAAGCUUUGUUCUCCUCUGCUCCGUUCCCUCAGAUAUCCCAGAAGGCCUCUUUACACUGAGCUUCCCUGGCUCAAACAGCUCCAUCUCUGAGCCUUCGGUCAACCACUCAGCCUCCUUUCACUUCCCUGAGUUCCAGCAGAAGCUCCAGGGCCUCUACAGCUGUGUGUUCCAGCUCACUGGGGCCAGCCGCACCUACACCUCACAAACAGCCUCUAUUCACAUCAUUCAAUUGCCCUCGAUGGUGCCGGUGGCCAUUGCAGUGGGUGUAAGUGUUCUCCCGAUAGCCCUGGUGUCACUGCUCUGUUUUUGGUCUAUAAGAUCCCAAGGUCACCGAUCACAGAGCACCACGCGAGCACAGAUGAAUGUGGCCGGAAAUCAGGAUCUUUAA
Knipowitschia caucasica is the source of this 2103-nucleotide messenger RNA. The record is from the annotation of a GenBank genome assembly. Lineage: Eukaryota; Metazoa; Chordata; Actinopteri; Gobiiformes; Gobiidae.